UGUACACACAUGACUGUGUGGCUAGGUUCAGCUCCAACUCAUUAACUAAGUUUGCUGAUGGCACUGUGGUGGUGGGCCUGAUCUCAGACAAUGAUGAGAAGGCCUACCGGGAGGAGGUGGCUGAUCUAGCACUCUGGUCCCAGGAUAACAGCCUCCUCUUGAACAUCAAAAAAACGAAGGAGCUGAUCAUGGACUUUAGGAGGGCACAUCAUCCGAGGACGUACACUCCAUUGAGGAUAAAUGGGGAUCCUGUGGAUAGGGUGAACUGUUUUAAAUAUCUGGGAGUCCACAUCUCUGAGGAUAUGACAUGGGCAUCACACACCUCAGCACUCGUGAGUAAGGCAAGGCAGCGCCUUUACCACCUCAGGCAAUUGAGGAAAUUCAGAGUGUCUCCGAGGAUCCUCCAGUGCUUCUACGCAGCGGCGGUGGAAAGCAUCUUGUCCAGGAACAUUACCAUCUGGUUUGGGAAUUGCUCUGCCCAGGACAAGAAGGCUCUGCAGAGAGUAGUGCGUUCGGUCGAACGCACUAUGGGAACUUCACUCACCCCCCUGCAGGAACUAUACAACAGGAGGUGCAACUCCAGAGCAAACAAUAUCAUGAGAGACCUCUUCCACCCCUGCAACGGAAUGUUCCAGCUGCUACUGUCAGGCAAACGCCUCCGUUGCCAUGCGGUGAGAACGGAGAGGUUGAGAAAGAGUUUCUUCCCAGAGGCCAUUCGGUCUGUAAACGCCUAUCUCACCAGGGACUAACUCUACUGAACGUUUUUCCUUCCAUUAUUUAUUAUGUAAAGAUAUAUGUGUGUUAUGAUUGUGUUUAUAGUUUGUUUGGUUGUUUGUCUUUUUGCACAAAAGUCCGCGAACAUUGCCACUUUCAUUUCACUGCACAUCUCGUAUGUGUAUGUGACGAAUAAACUUGACUUGACUUUAAAGUGAGAGGGCAAAGAUUUGAAAGGGAUCUGAGGGGCAAUUUUUUUCGCACUGUAGCUGGUGGGUAUGAAACGAGCUGCCAGAAGAGGUAGUUGAGGCAGGUACAAUAACAAUGUUUAAAAGACAUUUGGACAGGUACAUGGGUUAGAAAGGUUUAGAGGAAUAUGGAUCAAACGUGGGCAAAUGGGACCAGCUUGGAUGGGGGAUUUUGGUUAGCAUGGAUGAGUUGGGCUGAAGGGCCUGUUCCAUACUCUAUGACUCACAGCGUGUUCUUUUGAGUUGCUCCCAUACACCUGCUGUGGCUUACAAAUCCUUUUCAUUCAUUACACCACUUGAGAUUGGACUCCAGUAACUGCUCCGGAGACAAACAAUUCACGUUAAACCUUUGCUUCAAGAUAAUUGUGAAAGAGUUUUCAUAAUGCUGUCAGAAACCAAAUCUGUUGAUUAAGAUGAUUGUGUGUUAUUGUCAGUAUUGAGGCUGGUCUGAAUGUUUGGAAUGAAAGCUUUGGCGCUGAGCUGCAGAAGUUUGGAGUUUGUUCACAGUUGAUUGGAUUGUUUACUGAUACUGCGGCAACAAGGGCUACACAAAGCGCUGGGUGGAGACAAGUAGAGGGCACAGCGCUGCCCCACGUUUCCCAGUCAGUGUCGGGAAUCGGGGCUGUCGGUUUGACCGGCCAGCCAUUGAACCGUGUGACCAAAGCAGGAACACUCGGCCAAUGUGUGCGGCGGGUGGAGCUUGGUAUUUGUUUAACCCCGUGGUCAGGGCACUUUUUUUUACCUGGACUCCACGGGAAAAACGUGCCCUGUAAAUGCCACAAACCAGGAUCUCCCCGUCUUCUGGCCACCAAGUGGGGAGGCAGCGAUGAAGGUUGUGAAGGCAGGUUGUGAAGUGGCAGCUGGUGAUUCCUCAACGCCUGCAUCUGGGUCUGCAGCCCAGCGAGAGGACAAAGCCUCGCAGGUGGGUGAUCCGGGCAAGGAGGCGGCGACAUCAAACCAGGCACCUUUGGUGAAACACAAUGGAACUGCUGUCUACACGUGUGUGGAACAAAGGCGGAGGAGUGGGCGGCAGGCCGUGGCGGAGGUUGAAUUGGAGGCCAACCUGAGUGAACCCGCUGGGAUCAGGACUGCCUGUGUCGGUGUCGUGGGCAUGACCUGCCAUUCAUGUGUGCAGUCAAUACAGACCCAGCUGUCCAAACAGAAGGGGAUUGUGGGCAUCGAGGUGUCUCUCGCAGAGAGCAAUGCCACGGUGUGGUACACCCCCUCGAUCAUCUCCAUUCAGCAGGUAUGUGAGGCCAUUGAUGACAUGGGGUUCGAGGCGACCCCACCGCUGGAGAAGGAGGCUGGCGGACCGGGUGAAGCGGUGGUCAGCUUGCGGGUGGAAGGCAUGACCUGCCUCUCGUGCGUCCGCCUGAUCGAAGGCAAACUCGGGAGGCUGCAGGGUGUGCUGGAAGUCACCGUCUCCCUGAGCAACCGGCGGGCAGUAAUCAUGUACCAGCCUCGUCUCAUCCACCCAGAGCAGCUGCAAAGGCAUAUUAAAGAGGCGGGAUUCAAAGCCGCCAUCGAGAGCGGGACCGGCUCUGCGAAACCGGCUCUGAACAAUUCCAUAAACUCACACGAUGGAAAGCGCAACCAGUCGCCAACGCCCAAGGUCAGAAGGCCAGGCGUGGCCAGGAGCCUUGUGAUGGUGACUCUCCACAUAGAGGGCAUGCACUGCAGGUCCUGUGUGUCCAACAUUGAGGGGACGGUCGGGGAGCUGCCAGGGGUACAGAGCAUCUCGGUGUCUUUGGACGACCAGAAAGCUGUAGCAGAAUACAACCCUCUCCUGACAAAUCCAACCUUAUUAAAGUCGGUUAUAGAGGCUCUACCACCAGGGAAGUUUAAAGUACAUCUUCCCGAUGGGAUGAAGGUGGCGAGCGAGACUUCAUUCCCAAUUCCCAACCCGCCAUUACUGCAGCAACCAGGAGGGACCUCUGCUCAACACCCUCAACCCCCCGCUGGUGCUGACGUUGACACUGGAGGGACAACUGAUAAUCCUUGUGUCCAGUCAAGACAGAGUGAGAUCUCGCAAAGGAAAUAUGUGAAAUUGAUUCGUGUGUUACCGGCCAAUGAGCUGGGAAUGAUCCACUUUGACCCAGCAGAGACAAAGACGGAGCGACCGAACACGGCUGUAAAUGCAACAGCGUCCGUGUCCUUCCUGUCUGCAGAGUCUUCAAGACGUUCCACUGCAAAGCGACAAGGUCCCUCUGUUGAGAGUUUGCAGCUCGUAUUGCCGACUGAUGACUGUGACCUUGAAUUUCUACCAUUCGUGGACAAACCCAGUGACCACAGCUUUGAGAAGGUGGAAAAAUGUUUUGUGCAGAUCACUGGUAUGACUUGUGCUUCCUGUGUGGCCAAUAUUGAAAGAAAUCUUCAAAAAGAAGAAGGUAUCCAUUCUGUUCUGGUGGCACUGAUGGCGGGAAAAGCAGAGGUGAAAUAUUAUCCGGAUAUCCUCCAACCUGCUACCAUUGCUGAAUUCAUCACAGAUUUAGGUUUUGGUGCAACUGUGAUUCAAGACGAGCCCCCAGCUGGGAAACUGGUGCUUAACAUUACAGGAAUGACCAGCGCUUCUUGUGCCCACACCAUUGAGUCCAAGUUGACGAGAGUUGAGGGUGUUUUGUACGCGUCGGUGGCCCUGGCCACCAGCAGAGCCCACGUCACUCUGGACCCGGAGCUGCUGGGUCCACGGGACGUCGUCAGGAUGAUCCAGGGACUCGGAUUUGAAGCAUCGUUAGUCAAAAGAGAUCCAGCCUUGCACAAUCUGGAACAUAAAGAGGAAAUUAAGCAGUGGAGGAAGUCUUUCUUGUUCAGUCUUGUCUUUGGCAUCCCGGUCUUUGGCCUCAUGGUGUACAUGAUAGUGAUGGACAAACACAGCGGCUCCAUGCCACCCGAACAGAACGUCCUCCCCGGAUUAUCCAUCCUGAACCUGGCUUUCUUUAUUCUUUGUACUCCAGUUCAGAUUUUUGGAGGAUGGUACUUCUACGUUCAAGCCUACAAGUCUCUGAAGCACAAAGCUGCCAAUAUGGAUGUGCUGAUCGUUCUGGCCACUACGGUGGCUUAUCUCUACUCCUGUAUAAUACUGAUUGUGGCCAUGGCAGAAAAGGCAGAACAAAGCCCAGUGACUUUCUUCGACACUCCACCAAUGCUGUUUGUCUUCAUUGCCUUGGGGAGAUGGCUGGAGCAUAUAGCAAAGAGUAAGACUUCAGAAGCACUGGCAAAGUUGCUCUCACUGCAAGCUACGGAGGCCACGGUGGUUACACUGGGACCAGACAACUCCAUACUGGGUGAAGAGCAGGUAGGUGUGGAUCUCGUUCAGAGAGGUGAUAUUAUAAAGAUCGUUCCUGGAGGCAAGUUUCCUGUUGAUGGGAAAGUCGUGGAAGGUUGCUCUAUGGCAGAUGAGUCUCUGAUCACAGGAGAACCUAUGCCAGUUGUGAAAAGACCAGGAAGUAUAGUGAUUGCUGGAUCUAUUAAUGCACAAGGAACUCUGUUGAUUAAAGCAACCCAUGUUGGUUCAGACACGACAUUAUCACAGAUUGUCAAACUAGUAGAAGAAGCACAGACAUCAAAGGCUCCAAUUCAGCAACUCGCAGAUAAAUUGAGUGGAUAUUUUGUCCCUUUGAUUGUUGUCAUUUCUGUGCUUACGCUCAUUACCUGGAUUGUCAUUGGGUAUGUUGACUUCAACAUCAUGAAGACACACCUAUCGGGCUACAACGCAGACGUCUCCAGAGCCGAGCUGAUUGUCAGAUUCGCGUUUCAGACCUCCAUUACGGUUCUGUCCAUCGCAUGCCCCUGCUCGCUGGGUCUGGCCACUCCGACGGCUGUCAUGGUGGGAACAGGGGUCGGUGCUCAAAAUGGCAUCCUCAUUAAGGGUGGAGAACCGCUGGAGAUGGCACACAAGAUAAAAGUGGUGAUGUUUGACAAGACUGGGACAAUCACCCAUGGUGUUCCUCGGGUAAUGAGGGUUCUAGUACUGGGAAACAUUGCUCAACUAUCCCUGAAGACACUGCUUGCAGUUGUUGGCACUGCAGAAGCCAGCAGUGAACAUCCUCUUGGAAGUGCCAUCACCAAGUACUGCAAGGAAGAGCUUGGCACAGAUGUGCUUGGGCACUGUACAGAUUUCCAGUCUGUUCCAGGCUGUGGCAUCAGCUGCAAAGUUGCCAACGUUGAAACUGUGCUGAAGCAAAGUGAACAGAGUCCCAGCAAGGAGCGAGAGCAGAGUGGAGAGUUACUGCAGAUCCGUGACUCACACGAUACAGUGUCCUCGCAGAUAACUGGAGCAGAAGGAACAGUGAUUUCCCAGACGUACUCUGUGUCGAUUGGAAACCGGGAGUGGAUGAUACGCAAUGGGUUGCAUGUCGGGAAUGAUGUCGACGAGGCGAUGAUUAGUCACGAAAUGAAAGGACAGACAGCAGUGCUGGUGGCUGUAGAUGGUACGCUGUGCGGGAUGAUGGCAAUCGCAGACACUGUCAAGCCUGAGGCCGCCCUGGCUGUGUGCACCUUGCAAAACAUGGGAGUGGACGUGGUGCUUCUGACGGGGGACAACCACAAAACCGCAGCCGCCAUUGCCAGCCAGGUUGGCAUCAGGAAAGUGUUUGCAGAGGUCCUCCCCUCUCAUAAAGUAGCCAAGGUCCAGGAGCUUCAGGAUCAGGGUAAAACGGUGGCAAUGGUCGGAGAUGGCGUCAAUGAUUCUCCUGCCCUGGCUCAAGCUGAUGUGGGAAUCGCCAUUGGAACUGGCACAGACGUGGCAAUUGAAGCAGCCGAUGUGGUGCUGAUUAGGAAUGAUCUGCUAGAUGUUGUUGCGAGCAUUGAUUUAUCAAAAAAGACAGUUUCUCGAAUUCGCCUCAAUUUUGUGUUUGCCUCAAUUUACAACCUGGUGGGGAUUCCUAUUGCAGCUGGAGUGUUUCUCCCUUUGGGCCUGGUGCUACAGCCAUGGAUGGGGUCAGCUGCAAUGGCAGCUUCCUCUGUUUCUGUUGUGGUCUCCUCGUUACUGUUGAAACUCUACAAGAAGCCAGAUCCAGAAAAGCUUGAUUCUCAGGCACAAGGCCGCAUGAAGCAAUUGACGCCGUCACAAGUUAGUGUGCGUAUAGGAAUGGAAAACAAACGGCGAGAUUCUCAGAGGCUCAAGACCAAUGACAUAUUACGACGAAUCAGCCGAUUAUCUCUGAACUCAUUGACUUCUGACAGGCGAUCUAAUCGGAUACAAUCUCGUCGUGAGGAACAUGAUGAAUGGUCCCUGCUGGUUGGAGCACCCAAUGAAGAGCAUUGUAUCUAAAGACUGAUGCGAAUUAUGAAUAGAUAAAUAUAUUUGUAAAAAAUCAUGUCUAAAUGAUGCCCAUACAACUCAAACCUUACUGAAUGGCUUACAGCUGCAGAAAUACUGAUCAGGUGUAUCCUUAUUUGAUGUACUUCAUGCAUUGCGUAUGACCAAGCUGAUUUAUUCAUUCUCACCACCUUUGAACCAAAUGUGUACAGUCUUUCUCAAAGAACAGUUUAAGGUUUAUGUUUAUGAAAAGGCAUUUUGUAAUUAAUUAAUUAAUACUAAUUGUUUUACUCUCAGUGUACACAACUUUAAUAAGUCCAAAAUAUUGUAUUUUAGUCACUAAACCCACAAUACACUGCAUUUCUGAACAAACAGAAUUGCAAUGAAUAUUAUCACUAUAAAUAUUGAUAUCUUUAAAGAUUACUUGGCUUGAAUCCACAACUUGUUUGGUCCAGCUUAUUUCCAUCUCUAGCUGACAUGCAGUCACCACCAAGUAAAAAAUGUGGCAUUCGUGACAUCCAGACUCGCUGCUGAAUUUCUAAGAUUUUACAUCGAAGACUUCAGUCACAAAUUCAUACCUAAUCUGAUAUGUGUGAGAAAUUGAAGAUUUGCCAAGGAUCUCGGAGAUUGUGUAAUCAUUAUUAUCUUCAGAAAUGAUAAACCUAUACUAGUAACUGCAGAGAUGGCAGAGGUGAAAAGAAAUUCCUGUACCAUUGUAAAUUGUUGUAAUUCUCUCCCCAAGGACGUGAUAUGCUCAAAUAUGGAGAUUGUUUGCGACUGAGGUCAAUAUAUUGUUGCACACAAAGGAAUUUGGGGUACAUGAGGAAAUUACAUGAGUACUCAGUACUCGGUGUCAGGCAGCGUGUACAUAGGAUCAGAGCUUGCCAUUUCUUUCUAAUGACCUUGCAUCGGAACAGGUGAUGGGAUCGAGCAGGAACGUGAUCCAAAGGUUCAGGAUCAGCCUUGAUGUUUACGAAUGAGACACAAGCUCAAGGAGUGUACAAGUUACCCCACUCCUGUUUACUAUGUAAUCAUGUUCUAAUUUGGAUGGCGGAUGUGCAGGAGUGGGUGCCGUCUGUGUAUGGCAGCCUGCCCGCAGUUCAUCUCUUAAGCUUUUUUUAAUUUUAAGUCCUGUUAAAAAAUGUUAGCUGGAGGUCUUUUAUGUGGU
This is a messenger RNA of Leucoraja erinaceus (little skate), 7390 nucleotides long. RefSeq names its product copper-transporting ATPase 2-like. Gene Ontology annotation, biological process: copper ion homeostasis; monoatomic cation transport. Lineage: Eukaryota; Metazoa; Chordata; Chondrichthyes; Rajiformes; Rajidae. Bases 1789 to 6234 code for a protein of 1481 amino acids. Gene Ontology annotation, cellular component: perinuclear region of cytoplasm; trans-Golgi network; membrane. The transcript is spliced from 21 exons. The record is from RefSeq and is a predicted model, not a curated record. Gene Ontology annotation, molecular function: P-type divalent copper transporter activity; ATP binding; ATP hydrolysis activity.